CAGAAAAGAAAGAAAUCUCAUCAUCUUCAUCCAUACUAGUAAAAAAUUAUGGUGAUAUCUACUUCAAUACCCAAGACACUGAAAGUGCUGUAAAAUUUUUUGAAAAACUCGGAAUUCUUUCUCUAAUACGCUUCUGCACCAAAUGCCAAAAACCAAUGCGUAAAGCAAAAGACCAUCACCGUAAAGAUAAUCAAAAAUGGGCCUGCACCUCAAAAACUGCUUGUAGUUAUUCAACUACUUUAAGGUCGGGAACAUGGCUAGCUAACUCCAGACUAUCUCUAGCUCAAAUUGCUAAAAUCAUAUUUUGUUGGUCUUAUAAACUGCCCCAAAAAUUUGCUGUUGUUGAAGCUGAG
Molecule: messenger RNA, 353 nt
Organism: Racocetra persica
Lineage: Eukaryota; Fungi; Glomeromycota; Glomeromycetes; Diversisporales; Gigasporaceae
Source: the annotation of a GenBank genome assembly